Messenger RNA from Salvelinus namaycush (lake trout), 1158 nucleotides. Its product is annotated as 5-hydroxytryptamine receptor 1B-like. NCBI's taxonomy places the organism in Eukaryota, Metazoa, Chordata, Actinopteri, Salmoniformes, Salmonidae. The record is from RefSeq and is a predicted model, not a curated record. Gene Ontology annotation, molecular function: G protein-coupled serotonin receptor activity. Gene Ontology annotation, biological process: adenylate cyclase-activating adrenergic receptor signaling pathway. The transcript has a single exon. Bases 1 to 1158 code for a protein of 385 amino acids. Gene Ontology annotation, cellular component: plasma membrane.
AUGGAGCGCGCCAGUCAGUUGAAGCCAACUUCUUUUAUUUAUGGAGAGUUCUGGAAUAUGUCAACCAAUGAUACCAAUGUAAAUGUUACGACUGAAGGAGAGGAGGAGGAUAGUUUGGCUUUCCAAGCCGGUUUAGCAUUUACAUUAUCUCUGAUAACCUUUGCAACAACAUUAUCAAAUGCAUUCGUUAUUGCUACUAUUUAUCAAUCCAGAAAACUGCAUACGCCUGCAAACUUUCUGAUAGCAUCACUCGCCCUGACAGACCUUCUAGUGUCCGUAUUGGUGAUGCCAAUCAGCGCACUAUACACGGUGAGUCAAACAUGGACUUUAGGACAAGUUAUGUGCGACAUAUGGUUGUCUUCAGACAUUACGUGUUGCACCGCAUCCAUUCUUCACCUGUGCGUAAUUGCACUGGACCGUUACUGGGCAAUAACAGACGCGGUUGAGUACACCAAGAAGCGCACACCAGCGCGCGCAGCGGGGAUGAUCGCCACUGCCUGGGUGAUUGCCAUCUCCAUCUCACUGCCGCCCUUCUUCUGGCGUCAGGUGAAAACGGACGAGGUUACCACUUGCAACGUGAACACUGAUCACAUUUUCUACACUAUUUAUUCCACUUUUGGAGCCUUCUAUAUUCCCACUUUGUUACUCAUAGCCCUUUACGGUAGGAUCUACGUGGAAGCCCGAAAGAGAAUCUUGAAACAGUCGUCUAAUAAACCGGGGAAAAGACUCACUUCUGCCCAUUUGAUAACAAACUCACCGGGUACACAUUCUGUGGCAUCCACCACCUCUCUCAAUUACGGGACGAACGAAGCCUCUUCUUGCGACGCUAAUAGCUCAACUGCCAAUGUGAACCAUGUGAAAGUCAUUGUAUCCGACGCGCUCCUGGAGAAGAAGAGGAUCUCCGCUGCCAGGGAAAGAAAGGCGACAAAAACUUUAGGGAUCAUUCUCGGAGCUUACAUCAUAUGCUGGCUACCGUUUUUCAUUUACACUUUAGUGGUUUCAGUCUGUGCGUCAUGUUUCUAUCCAGAAUUAUUUGACAUAUUCACUUGGUUGGGUUAUCUUAACUCUUUAAUAAACCCCAUCAUUUACACCAUGUCCAAUGAGGAUUUCAAAAAGGCUUUCCACAAACUAAUACGCUUUAGAUGUUGCAGGUCCUGA